This is a messenger RNA of Bradysia coprophila, 1590 nucleotides long. RefSeq lists its product as uncharacterized. NCBI's taxonomy places the organism in Eukaryota, Metazoa, Arthropoda, Insecta, Diptera, Sciaridae. The record is from RefSeq and is a predicted model, not a curated record.
AGUUAUAUCAGUGGAUCAGUUGAGUGAACAUUAAAUCUGCAGAAGCCGAAAAACGAAAUUUCAAACUAAGUGCAAGUGAAAAUCAGUUUGUGUACACAGAUAACUCAAUAAAAAAACACUUUUUUAAAGAAAAAUGACAAAGUGCUUGACUAUUAUCGCCGUUUUUGUCGUUCAAUUAACGGGCUACGUUUUCGGGAGCUAUUAUGCCAAUAACUAUCCGUAUAUUGGUAUCGAGUCGACAAAUGCCGGAGGUAUCGGUUCGCAGGAUAUACGCGGUGCGGCCGAUUCAAAUGUUUAUGUAAAAAAUCUGGCACACGAUCAUGGUAAUAAUUUGUAUUCCGGUCAGGAAGGCGCUAAGUUUUUCAAUAAAGAAAACCUAGCGAAGGGGCAUGAUGUAGCGCACCAAAAGAACGGGGCAACAGUUGAUGAUCAUCGACAUGUUGUUGGGCAAAAUGUUGAAACGGAUAAGAGCCACAAUAGAAAGCACAUCAAAUCAGGUUUUCAUAAUACUUACUCGAAAGACGAAAGUGGAAGCAACAGUUCAUACUAUGAAGACUCCGAUGACCGUGGUGGGCAGGUCAAAUAUGACAAAUUGCAUGGAACCAAAGGCGAUGUUCACGAUGCCAAAUACCAUGAACAAUUACGUGAUGGAAGUAUGAGAGACAAAUACGAUGAUCGAUUCGGAGGAUAUAGCACUCGUGGUGGACAGGAUAGACAUCAUUUGGUGGAACAGGAUCAAGGUAAUCGGCAAGGAUAUCGCGAUCAUUUCAAUAGAGGACAUGGCGAACGUUAUGAGGUAGUCAACGAAAGACCCCAUGGAACGAAUGGAUAUUAUCAUGGUGGGGCACUUAAUUUUCAACGACCCGUCGACUAUCCACAUCCAUUGGAGUAUGGGGGCUAUCCAUCAAAUGUCCAUUCACCUCGUUUAUCCAACAAUUCACCCAUACCAUUGCCUUUACCACUUAAUAGAGGCCAAGAUGAUGGUUAUUUUUCGCGUCACAGAAUUACGAUUUAUGACGACCCCAGGGAAUUGAUAGAUCCACGCCGUAUAGCCGAAAGACGGGGGUCGUUUGGUAACAAUAAUUUCGCCAGUGAUGGUAUUUAUCACUCCCCAAGAUUAGAAAUUCGUUCAAGUCCGUUGCGGGUUAGGGAUUACUAUGACGAAAGAGAUAAUUUAAGAUAUUGAGAUUAAAUGGAGAGAAUGAGAGAGUGUCGGGGUGUAUGUGUAUAGUGUGGCGUAUAGUAUACGGGUUUUUGUGUUCGGUUGGAUAUUGUACAUGGGAUAGUUUUUACCCAAACCAACAGUUCCACACUUUGUACAACACACUCAUUUCACUCAUGCUCCAGCCUCUCUAUCGCACAAUAUAUCCAUUUAUAUACAUACGUUUCCGUAUGCACCACAUAAUGAACUUAAAAUAAUUGUUGUGUUAAGCAUUAUGAUGUGGGUACGGUAUAAUGGAAUGGAGUAUUAGAAUAAGGAGUUGAAUUAACUUACAUACAAAUAUAAAUGUUGCUAAUAGUAAUUUAUUAUACUUUCCUUUAAUUAUAAUGUAAAUUUUUGGGUCUAAUAAAGCAUAGCCAUUACAUCCA